Molecule: messenger RNA, 1819 nt
Organism: Orbicella faveolata
Lineage: Eukaryota; Metazoa; Cnidaria; Anthozoa; Scleractinia; Merulinidae
Source: RefSeq, a predicted model, not a curated record
AAGUGAUUAAAGUAUACAGCAACAGUAUCUACAUUGAUAGAAUUAUGUGAAGGUUCACAAAAUCAAAGGACAAAAGUGCUGGAAAAACAAACCGAAUAAUAAAAUAUCGCAUUUCUGUAACAGCUCUUUGUCGGCAAACUUAAAUGAUCGAUCUGUUAAAACGUGGACAAAAAAAACAUGCAUCCUUUUUGCAGUGUCAGUUUGAUACAGGUUUAUAACAACAGAAAUGACCAUAAAAGUCAAGUUUAAGCUCUCCGCGUCCACUUAAUAGAGGUGACCGUUGAAUACAGGUAUAUUUGACAGUGAAUGUAGGAAAAGAAAAAAUGGGACUUGCACCGCUGUCCGCUUAAUAGACGGUGUCCGCUUAAUAUGGGGUCCGUUUAAUAUAGGUUUGACUGUAAACAUCCCCAGCUCAGUAACGUUCUUUACUUUAUACUUUUUCUUGAUCAGGUAAAACCCUGAAGCAAGUGGAUCUCUCGAAUAUGUGUAGAGAGCAACAUCACGAGGAUGAGCCUCUCAAUUAUUACUGUCAAGAAUGCAAAGUUUGUAUUUGUGGCAAGUGUGGACAAACACGUCAUACUCGUCACACCAAGGUGGAUAUCCAGCAAGCCGCCCACGAGCAGAAACCAAAGAUAAUGGAAGUUUUACAGGAAAUGAAGGUAGAUAUGGCUGAUUAUGAGAUCCAAAUGGAAAAAACAACAGAAUUGUGGAGAAAAAGCAGAGAAAAGAUUGCCGCAGCGCGUAACAAUGUACAGACAACUGUCGAAGAACUCGUUCGAGUCUUAAGAGAGCACGAGGCUGCCAUGGUGACUAAGUUAGAUGUUCUUGAUGAAGCUGAUCAAAGAGAUCACGCAACGCAGUUGGAACAUUUUCAGACGUGUGUCACACAAUUUAAAACAUCCGUGGAGCAUUGCGAGGUAAUCUUACAGAGAAACAGCAGUUUUGAAAUUCUGCAGGCCCAACAGGAUGUCAUUGAAAGGAGUAAAGGCUUAAUAAAGGCAACAAAAAUGGACAUUUAUAAACCAUCGCAUGUUUAUUACAAGAUCAACGAAGAUUAUGUUCAGAAUGUGAGAAGUGGUGUUCCUGGUCAAGUUGAUGUCAGUGACACGAAUCCUUUGCGGUCACUUGCGGGAGGGAGAGGUCUGAAAGAAGCGGAAGCUGGAAAGAACUCUAAAUUUACAAUCGUAACAAACGACUCAGAUGGGAAACGGUGUUAUUAUGAAAUCGACCAGAUAACAGUAAAAGUUCAGACUCCAUCCGGAGAGGGUCUGGAUUACUGGGUUAAACACGUUGCAGACGGUAAACAUCGGGUCACCUAUACUCCAAAUUGUGAUGGACGUCAUGAAGUGAUGAUCGAAGUUAAUGAUCAACCGCUGCCUAGAAGUCCCUGGAGUGUCCAAGUACGUCCACAUCAGUACACAUGGAGAGAUCGUCGGGGGAAACGUGGGAAAGCUCAAGGACAAUUUAAAGAACCCUGUGAUGUUGCAAUAAACAAGAAGACAGGGACAAUUGCAGUGGUUGAUCGAGAGAAUAACAGAAUACAACUUUUUGACCCAUGGUUAGAUUAUAUAUCGGCGUUUGGUCAGAAAGGCCCAUCUGCUAAGAAACUAAGCAAUCCCACUUAAGUUGCAUUCACCAAUACUGGUAACCUCAUUAUCAUUGCUUCGAGCGCUAUGCAUUGCUUCAACGAAAAUGGUCAGUUUCUCAACAGUAUAAUCAACAAACACCUUAAAGAUCCAUUCAAAUUAACUAUUACUUGUGAUGACCACAUGGUGGUGUCUGACCGGGGUGACAAGUCAGUCAAAGUCCUCUCCCCUGA